GUGAGGGACAAGUCCGUGUAUUGUGACAGGAUCCCAGGAUACAACAUGUUCCGACUUAUUGUAUUAACUGCUGUAUUCAGCUUGGCGGCAGCCAGCCCCGCUGUGACGAGGACCAGGAAGGACAUUGAAGCUUUCAAACAGUUUUUAGAUGGAAUCCGUAGAGGCAAUGAAAAUGUAGCACAAUUCCAAGCAAAGAAGAGUUCAUUGCCCUUUGCAAAUGAUGAGGAACUGAGCGGAAAGUACCAGGGUGACAUAGUCCUGGAUGAGGAUGACUAUGAGGUUAUGCUGCAAGAGUACGCGUUAGGUCGGAAUGCGUACUCUACGUCCACCAUCACAACCUGGCCUGACAACACUGUUAUUUUCGAAUUUGGAAAUGGAGAAUUCAAUGACGCGCAGAAGGCAGCCAUUUGGGAUGCGAUAAGAGACAUCGAAUCUAAAACUUGCGUCAAGUUUAGAUAUAGAACAGCAUCGGACUCAGUUUAUGUAAAACUAACUGGAAUAGCAAACGGUUGCUACGCCAACGUAGGUUACCGGGUAUCGCGGGGAGCUCACCAAAUGAACUUAGCUCGCAACACCGUUGGUUCCGGAUGCUUUAGACACGCCACCAUCGUGCACGAGUUCAUGCAUAUCCUCGGCUUCGUCCACAUGCAAUCUACAUUCAACCGAGAUGUUUUCGUCAGGAUUAAUGAAAAUAAUGUCGCGGCUGGCAGUGAACACAAUUUUGACAUAUACAAAGAGUCGAGAGUGGACAAUUUAGGAGUGGGCUACGACUACAUUAGCUGUCUACACUAUGGUCCGUAUGCGUUCACCGCUAACGGCCAGCCAACUAUUCAGGCACUUCAGAGACACACAGGCGAGAUGGGUCAACGUGAAUACGUUACGGAUAAAGACUGGCUUCGGAUCAACAGAUACUACGACUGCCCCGGCGCAUGGAAUUAAAACGAUCACUGUUCAUAAGUUUUAGAAAUGAUUACGAUUAUUAUAAUUUUAUAAAUAGAAAUAAUUAUUUAAAUAUACAGUUUUAAACUUACAA
Spodoptera exigua (beet armyworm) is the source of this 1033-nucleotide messenger RNA. The record is from the annotation of a GenBank genome assembly. Lineage: Eukaryota; Metazoa; Arthropoda; Insecta; Lepidoptera; Noctuidae.